CUGACAGCUACGAUCCUUGUGACUGGUGUCUCCUUGGUGAGGUUGGAGUAGGCCCGCCCUCUGGAACAGAAAGAAGGGAACCGGAGAACUGUGUUAGCCGGUGACAUGUUGCUAGCUCUCCUACAAAGUUGAAGAAGCAGUGCUAUCAUCAUGAACCUAAGAUAUGCUGCGCACUGGAACCCUUCACAGCAGAGACUGCAAAUGAUUUUAUUACUGCAACUUCAGCAACCACUUUGCAAAGCUGUAAAGUAACAAAGAAGUCUCCGUGUUCCAUAUCUGAACUAAAAGCAGAUGCUCUACUCACAAUUCUAUCAUCAACUGCCAGGAGACUAAUAAUAAUACUCAUGAAUAUCCACCAAGCAAGCCUAUCAUCAAGACAUGAUGUCCAUUCCAGCAAAGAUGCUCCCGAGGUAGAAUUGGUCAGUAUGCUAGAAGAUCAGCUGCCUCAGUAUAAGUUACAAGUGGACUCCUUGUAUAUGUAUGACAACCAAGACCUCAUCCAGUCACCAGCACACCAAAGCAAUGGCCCUCGAAACCUUUCUCCUGUCCUCGCCGAAGAGCCUUUCAGAUACACAAAAUUUACUGAACAUUCCUCCAAUCUCUUGGAUGAGGCUUAUCAGGCCAGCCAGUGUUCUAGAGUUUUGGGAUCAGAGAGAGUGGAGCAGUUGAGCAGAAGUUAUGACAGUGAUAUGCUCAGCCAUCUUCUGACUGAGCGUGAUAGGGACCUAGAACUUGCAGCUCGCAUUGGUCAGGCCCUUCUGAAAAGGAACCACAUCUUGACUGAGCAGAAUGAAUCUUUGGAGGAGCAGCUGGCACAAGCACUUGAUCAUGUUAACCAACUCCAGCAUGAAUUGUCCAAGAAAGAAGAUCUCCUUAGGGUUGUGUCCAUCGCCUCAGAGGAGAGUGAGACUGACUCUAGUUGCUCCACCCCUUUGCGCUCCAAUGAUUCAUUCACUAUUUCACACAGCCUGCUGCAGCUGGAAAAUUUGCAUGGGAAACUCCGGGAAUUAGAAGAGGAGAACUUUUCUUUACGCACAAAGGCUAGCCACCUGAAAACAGAACAAAUAACCUAUGAGGAGAAAGAACAACAAUUGGUUAUUGACUGUGUGAACGAAAUACGGGAAUCCAAUGUUCAGAUCAACAAGUUAACAGACGAGCUGGCGAGUAAGUCAGAGGAUAUUAUCCGAUACCAAGAGGAAAUAUCAACAGUGCUCUCUCAAGUUGUUGAUCUUCAGCAUAAGCUAAGAGAGGGUGCAGUAGAGAAGGAAGAGCUAAGAAUUCACCUACAGGCAUCUAAGGAAGCCCAGAGGCAGCUGACUGCUGAGCUCCACGAUUUACAGGACAGAAAUGCAGAAAUCCAGGGGAUGCUACAGGAAUAUCAAGAUGAGUUAAAAAUGAUGCGAUGCAAAGCCAGCCCCUCAGCUCUUCUCAGACGCCCCCAGUCCUGUAGUAUUUUUCCAGUGGACUCACUGGCAGCUGAGAUUGAGGGCACAAUGCGAAGGGAGUGCAGCUUGGAUGAAGUAUCUUGCCAUGGAGAACGAAGGAGUCAGCCAAAACGUGUCUUCGAUACUGUAAAGGUUGCAAAUGAUGUACGUAGCAGAUCUUCAUCAUAUCCACUUCCUUUGCCAAUACCCGGCUCAAACCAUUCUGCUGUGGUCAUGACGGCUGUGCCUUUUGGUUCUAAAAUGACAGAUGAGAAGAAGAAAAGUGAAGCAGUUUUGUUUCAGGAAGAUGCAGAAGUGAACAAACUUGCUAAGAACCCUCCAAAGCCAGAGGUGCUGGGAGACAGUUUGGAAGUUGCCCUGCACAGACUUCACCUCCGGAGACAAAAUUAUAUAAGUGAAAAGCAGUUCUUCAGGGAUGAGUGUGCAAGGAAGUUAAAGCUGCUGGAGGAUGAAGGGGAUAACAGUGGGUGUAGCACUCCUACUGGAAGUGUCCUAUCAGAGGCAACACACAAUUCGGAUGUCACAGAUUGUUCUGCUGCAUCCAGUUCUCUGCGCAGCCUCCUUCCAGAAAAACUUCAGAUUGUCAAACCUCUAGAGGGCUCCCAAACUCUCUUCCACUGGCAACAGCUGGCUCAACCUAACCUUGGUACAAUACUGGACCCCCGGCCAGGAGUCAUGACCAAAGGUUUUAAACCACUUCCAGAGGAUGCUGAGUACCACCUUUGUGACCUAGAGGAAGAUGAGAAUGAUGAUGAUGAGGAGGAGGGAGGCAUAACAUUUCAAGUGCAAAAAAGGGAAGAUGUUGUGCCAAACAACACUUUAAGUAUUUUCUUGCCACCCAUUGCUGUCUCGUCCACUUCAUCUUCUGGUAUAAACCCAGGCAAGUGCCAGGGCUUCACAAACUCAACAUUCACCUUUACCACCUGCCGAAUAUUACACCCAUCUGACAUCACUCAGGUUACCCCCAGUUCCAUGUACACUCCAUUGUUCUUUGGAGGCAGCAGUGGGUGUUCAACAAGCACUACUUGUCGGCUGAGUGUUGGUGAAGCCAUAAGCAAAACAGUUGAUAGCACAAGUACGUUCAGCAGUACCACUAACUUAACCCAACUCUUGCAAGAACAAGGAAUAUCGGCAAAGCUGGACAAGCCUUUUGAUGUAGAGAAGCCACAACUUCUACGCCCACAAAGUUUGGCACUUCCCUCCACCCCACCCAAUUCUCCCUCUUAUUCCCCAUCCCCUUUGACAUCCGAGCCACUGGAAAAUCAAUCUGAAAACUUUCUAGCAGUUUCCAAACCGGCUGAGAGUUUUCUGCAGGAAAUGUAUGGCUUUAAAUUAACCAAGAAGCAGCCUGAUGUGGGACAGCAGAAGAUGAAUUUGGUGGAUCGACUUAAAAGGUUGGGUAUUGCAAGAGUUGUUAACCAGCCAGCAACAGGUGACAUAGAGCCAAACUCAGCACUCGGCAGUGGUUUACGACGCCAAGAGUCUGCUGUCUUUGUUGGAACAAGUAGUAGUUUAUUAGGUGGACUAAGAAGGAAUCAGAGUCUUCCGGCUCUUAUAGGUGGUCUCGUACCACCUGUUUGCACAUCCUCUCCGAAAAUGGGUAGCUUAAAAGAAGACUGAAAAAGUACACUUUAGGCUUAGUAUGCUUAAUAAUAAGGGACUCCUAGAAUGUAAUGCAAAAAUGGGUUUGAGAGGUCUCUGUAUGUAGGAUGAAGGAAGGAACUGUAGGUGUGCUAGGGGAGAGAGAGUGAAAAGGUAAGUCAGAAGACUAAAUGUUUUGUGCUAAAUAUUAGAGGGACCAAUGUAAGUGAUACUUGAAGGAUUAAGAAUUGUCCAUUUAAAAUGUAUUCGUAAGUCAUCAGAGAGCCUGUGUGAAAUACAAGCUUAAAUAAUUGUAGAGGUAACCCUCAUUUGCCAGUGUGCUUGUCCCAUGGAAACACUUUGCUAAUACUUGUAACAAUAGUGAGUAAAUACAGUGAUAGUAGGCUGUGGUUGUUCAAGCUUUCUCAUCAGCUGCUGCAUAAUUCUGUGCCAUUUUAAUUGUGCAAAUAGAAAUAUUCUACUUCCCUUUCCAGUGAACCUGAUCUGAGGAUCUAGAGAACAAUGGACUUCAAAGGGAAAUUGUAAACAUUUGAGAAAGAUCUGUUACAUUAAGUGUUAAAAAUAACAAGGAUCAAAAGGGCAGAUUUCUUCUAGUAAAGGAAAAUUUAUUCCCUAAAAGGGAGACAAAGCACAAAAUUGAGUUUUCUUUAAAAAGACAAUUGAUAAUGGUUUAGGCAAUGAAGACCGUUCAGGGCUUUUUCGCCAGACUGAACCUCAGUGGAGGUGAAGGAUCUUUAAUUUUUGUUUCCCCAAACCCCCUCAUAUUUAUAUUUCCAUAAGCUAUUGUCUGAAGAGUAAUGGAGACCGUUGAUAAUGCAGCUGCAACAACAGCCCUGGGCAUGAUAUCAGAUUUAUUUGUAUACUUUAGUGUAAAUAUUAACCAGCCAGUUAACAUUCUUUCCAGCAGUGUUUAUAAUCUAGUAAUGUUAAGCUUUUAUGCCUGUCUCCUAGCAGACACCUCAUGAAUUAUUGCAAUAUUGUUUGUGGGCUAACAGGUACAGUAGAAUUAAAAAGUAGAACAAGGCUCUAAACCUUACUGCAUGCAAUAUAUAUUUACUUUCUGGCUUCACGUUAGAUUAUCUAUAGCUCUUCUGUAUUUAUCUUGCUACAUGUUAUCACCAGUAGGCAAAGGGUUAGCAAAGGAAGGCCAGGACAAAACGCAAAAAUAUUUUCUAGCUGCCAAAGCUAAUCUUUGGAGUCCUGCUUGCUGUAUAUGUUUAUUCAAAUGUUGAAACUAAGGCAAUGAUAUCCUUCCUGUGCUCCCCCCCUAAUAUGGCAUUGAACUACACCCACCAGUUAUCUUGAUAUACCUAAACGCUGUGACAAAAUGCAGGGAGUUGGAAUUCAGUAUGAGCUGGGGGGAAACAAGUCAGGCAUCCCUGAAAUAAUGCAUAAGUGCCAUAAAAUAAGAGUAGAUGACUUUCUGAAUGUAAAGGAGAACAUGGGGUGACAUAAUAAACAGUCAUUUUAUUUCAGAGGAGAAAUCUAUACCAAUAUACUGUAAAUGUGUCCAAUAAGAUGUAGUAAGGGAAGACAAUGUAUAUUUAUUUACCUACCUCUGUGUUGGUUUCUUCCCCCCCUAAACUUUUAGCCAACCAGUGUAGCUUUUACUUUCUCUUCCAUAUUUACUCUUUGUACCACAUAAUAUGAACCUGAUAUAUUGUCCUUAUGCAGUGUUAAAAAAAAAAAACCCAAAAAACAAAGUUAAAUAGGAUAGGAUUUUGGGCUCAAUCUGUGAAUCUGUUCACUUACAGAACAUGAAUCUGAUUGGCUUCGCUCUCCAGUGGAAUCUUUCCUGGUUUUCUUGGUUUAGGGACAUUCCUGAUUACAAUUAUUAUUAGACUUUGUUGUGCUGCCAACAUUUCUGGUUUUGUAAAGGGCAGGAACAAAAAGAUGUUUUACCUGUGUUUCAUAUUAUUUCUCUAAGGUAUUUUACUGCUCAGCGAUGUAUAUUUCUUAUAAUGCAUUGUUGCCUAGAAUAUUCCACAUACCUUGUUUUUAUGUAAGCUACCAAUAAAGAUUUCAGAUCUUUGUACUUUUAA
Molecule: messenger RNA, 5089 nt
Organism: Xenopus tropicalis (tropical clawed frog)
Lineage: Eukaryota; Metazoa; Chordata; Amphibia; Anura; Pipidae
Gene: trak2
Product: trafficking protein, kinesin binding 2
Exons: 17
Coding region: 345-3065 (906 amino acids)
Cellular component (GO): cytoplasm; mitochondrion
Source: RefSeq, a predicted model, not a curated record